Molecule: messenger RNA, 2349 nt
Organism: Colletotrichum scovillei
Lineage: Eukaryota; Fungi; Ascomycota; Sordariomycetes; Glomerellales; Glomerellaceae
Product: fungal specific transcription factor
Exons: 6
Coding region: 1-2349 (782 amino acids)
Biological process (GO): regulation of DNA-templated transcription; DNA-templated transcription
Cellular component (GO): nucleus
Molecular function (GO): zinc ion binding; DNA binding; DNA-binding transcription factor activity, RNA polymerase II-specific
Source: RefSeq, a predicted model, not a curated record
AUGUCGGGCACAAAACAAUCGCAGAGUCCUCAGGACAGCCCAGCUACUAAGACAUCACGGGGUGUGAUGAACUGCAAGCCAUGUCAAGUUCGCAAGAUCAAAUGCGACAGAGCGUUACCAGCGUGUGGAGUCUGUCAACUCUAUCAGAGGUCAUGUUUCUAUGAGGGUGUUCCGAAAAAGCGAGGUCCCAAGAAAGAGUCGCUGAGUGCUUUGAUCAAACGAAUCGAUGGCCUCGAAGAGCUCCUCAAAUCCGACAAGACCCCAACUCCGCCUGGUUCCGAUGCUAUUCCAGCCGAUUUCAACGAACUGCAUGUCUACAGCAACAACAGUGCCGAUCCUUGUGGCUCUGCAUCAUCAGAUGUUUCUCCCUACAGUGCUUUUCACGAGGGAAGCUUUGGGGCCAAUAAUGAAUUCCCCUUCAUUAUCAAUGCAGAAGGCUUAGUGGACACCUACUUUACGCACUUUCACCGCAAUCCGUACCGUAUCCUUGACGAGGAGGCCAUCAGACAGAAGCUGAAGAACAACAAGAUGCCAAAGUCGUUGCUGUACGCCAUCUGUGCAGUGUCAACUAGAUUUUCAGAACAGCCCGGUAGAGGGCCAAGCAGCCAUGUUUCCGCAGAAACGUACGCCUCUUGGGCUCUCAAGGACAUAGACUUAGGAGACACUACAAUCGAAAACUGCCAGGCUUUGCUGUUGCUAGUGACAGCUUUUGCGGCAAUGGGGAACGGCCGUAAAGCCUACAGCGUACUUUCUCAAGCUGUGGCCGUAGUCCUGGCGCUCGAGUUGUACCAUGGAUCAGAACAACACGACGAUUACAACCAUACACAGGGCAAGAUGAGGAGAAGGUUAUUUUGCACCUGCUACGUGAUGAAUGUUUUCGUAUCAACAUGGCUCGAGAGACCCUCACUCAUUGACGAUGCCCUCGUCAAGACAACUAUCCAGUCGUCCAGACAAGCCUCGCCGGCUGGCUGGCCACCAAACAACGAGUGCUCUCUGACGGUCGAAUGCGAGCCACCAGGAGAACGCGCAGACAACCCAGACAACGGGCUACAGAAGAUGGUAUGGGUCGCCCACAUCCUUUCCGACGCCAACAGAUACCUACUCGUCACAAACCCAACAACACAAGCAGCAUUCGCACAUCGCCACAAGAUCCGGCAUGAUCUCGACCAAUGGGCGGCGGAAAUCAGCCGCAACCCGGACUACCUGUACCAAGACCCGAGAGGAGCAGAAGCAAACACGAUGCUCGAGUGCCAAAUCAUCUACCACCUGGUGCACUGCCUCAUCUACCGCCCGCUUCUCCCAUUGCACCUCAGCGAGCCGGCCGGGGCCAUGAUGAUACAACACUGGGUGAUCGAGGCAACGGAAGUUGCCUUCCGACACGCCACGGCAAUCAUUGAGCUCAUAGACCACGCCAUGCAGACAAAGUUGGUGGAACUCCCGGCGUUCAUUUCCUUUUGCAUCUUCACGGCUGGAACGAUUCACAUCCACGGGAUGCACUAUACCAACGACCGCCAAGACCAAGGAGCCGGCAUCGGGCUUCCUUCGUUCGCCAGUUCUCCGAUGGCAGCAGAGACUUUUGCGUCUUCUUCGGAACUCGUCAACAAGUGCUUGUAUCAACUCUCGGCUAUUGGCAACGAGGUCGAAUCUUCUCGAUCGUCUAGAGCGUUCCUCGAAGAGCUCACGAAUGAGCAUGCAAAGUUAUUAGGGAAGGGUGCAGCUGGCUACAUCCCCACGCAAACGAACAAGUUCUUCAACAGAUACCCCGUCGAAUUGCGCCAGCGAAUCCAAGGCUUUCAUUUCGGUUCACUGCCACCGAGCAUGUUCACACAGUCAUAUCCAUCAGAAACUCCCGAGGGUGGUCUCAGGAAAACAGGAGGAAUUCCACCGGGACCGUGGGGCCCGAACCCGAGCCACACCGGCGUCAAGGUUCCAGUCAUGGCGACAAGCACCAGUAUGGGGCAGCGAAUGGGAUCAACCCAAGGUCAUUCACGGUCCUACUCAGAUAGCACUCCCAUGACGCAAACAUACUCAUUCGCAACAAACGCACCCGUCUCUCAGAGGCCAUUGCCAGCUUGGCCGGGAUUUCAAGACGCGACGCCGAGGCAGAUUAUCAAUACCCACAGCACACCGAUGCUUGGCCCCCCAACUUCAUCCCAGCUCACUUCGCCAAUAUCCCAACAAGGACCAACUACCUUAGAGCGGAGCAAUUGGAGCGGCGCGGAAGGGUUCGGAGGAGGUGCAGAUGAGCCACUUACUUAUGACAUUGUCCCCAGCGCUGGCACUACGGCAGGUCCGAUGUAUCAGGCAGAAGGCACAUUUGUACAAUAUCAAAACUUCUCUGUAUUAUAG